AUGCUGUCUCAAGUUUGUGGUAUUUAUCAAUACUGUCUCAAGUCUUUUAAUACCUAUGAAUGUGAUCCAAUGCAUGGUGAUUACUUACCUACUAAUAAGAAAGUCAAUGAAAUAAUUGAAACUUGUAUUCCAGAAAAUACUCAUAAGGCUAUACAAAAUGUACAAAAAAUUCAAGAUGGAAGUGAUUAUAGUUACUCUUUAUUAGUUAAUGCUUAUAAUUAUUUAAGUAAUUAUAUUUAUAAGCAUCUUGAUGGUAGUAAAAAAUUUGUAAUUAACAAUAAAAAUGAAUUUCCUUUAUUGUGA
Messenger RNA from Cetraspora pellucida, 303 nucleotides. Lineage: Eukaryota; Fungi; Glomeromycota; Glomeromycetes; Diversisporales; Gigasporaceae. The record is from the annotation of a GenBank genome assembly.